CUGGAGGGCGCACCUGAGCCAGCUGACAGCCCAGAGCGCUCCAGCCGGAUCCCAGCCUGUGUGUGACUGUGUCGGGGCUUCGCACCAUGGAGGCUGCCUAUCAGUAUCCCGUUUUCUUCGAGUGUGCCAAUUUGGACGGAGAGCAAAAGAAAAGGAUAGAAAACUACUUCCACAUUCGCCGCAAGUCAGGAGGAGGCGACUGCGGCUCGGUCACCAGCACCAACGACCGUGUUUACCGCGUUGCGUUUAAGGACCGAGAUGCCCAGCAAAGGGUCCUGCAGAAAUCUGAACAUGUGGUGGAGCUGGCAGGUGGUCCUCUGGUGCUGACUGUGCGAGGCAGCCCAGAGCCUACAAGCGAGUCAGUCAUCUCAAAAGUGGACUUAACUUCAUCACAGCAAAGACAGCAGGCGGGUCUUACUUCAAACCUGCUAACAAGUGGUGAAGAGUAUGAACUACAUCUCGAUUCCUACCUCGUUCGUUACUUAAAGGAAUGCUUAAAGGCUGAGAAAGAACUAGAGAUAAAACUCGCCUCUUUGGCCUGCUCUGCCCAGCUUGACCCAGAGAAGGGGAGGGUUUUAGUCCGGGGUUUAGCUCAACCUGCUGCUGGAGAUGAAGUUCGAAAUUGGAGAGCCGAGGUGGACAAACUCUUUGAGGGCUACCUGUGCCACUAUGAAGUGGAACAUCACAAAGUUAAAGCUUUGCUUCAGUCCUGCAGCUCUCGUCAGACCGCAGACGAGGUGAAGGUGUACAGCGAGGUUGGGUUGGCUGUCGUGGUUGGGGAAAGUUCUCAGGUGAGAGCCAGGUUGAAGGAAGUGGAGGACUCACAUGUUAAACGUGGGCCGUGCAUAAGUGAGAAGCAAAUCACUACUCGUCGACUGGGGGAAGCCAAGCUGCGUCUCCUCUGGAAAGAGGUAGAGCGCAGUUUGGGACGAGAUUUUCCGGGAGUGAAGGUGACGCAGGGAGGUGCAGGUCAUUUAGUCUUGGAAGGUUCUGUGGAGGCGAUCUGUAAGACUGGAGACUGGAUCUCUGAUAAAGAGAAUUUAGUGUUAGAAAGGAAAGUUUCUGACCUGAGCCUACAUUUUUUGGCCUUCCUAAGGAAGGCUUAUGGAUGUCCAACACUACUUGGUGCCUUUCUAGGGGUCGGUGACAAGGUGGAAAUGGAGUUACGAGACACAGAGCUACGUUUGUUCGGCCUCUCUGCUGUUGACCUAGAUGACACAGAAAAAAAACUGCAAGAAAAAUUCAAGGAAGUCAAGAUCGAUGUUCCUGACUGCUCUGCUGUGCCUUCUGAGCUUCGUGAAAUGCUCAAGUCCAAGACAAAUAAGCUAAACCAAGGGCAACAUAGGGCUGAGGCCUGGUUUCGCUCAGACGGCACAGUGUGCUUACUGGGCCACAUGAAAGAGGUCGAAGAGCUGAGUGAAGCUGUCACACAGUUAAUUUUGGACCAGUCAACCAUAGAAGGCAAAGUCAUUCUGCCUUUCCCAGAGUUAGCACAGCUCUUACCAGAAUUGCUGCAGCUGCAGAAAUUUCACUAUUCAGGAGUUAAAUUCCAUCCUUUACCAUCUUCCUCUAGGCCCAUUGUGGUGUUGGAAGGUCCAUCCAACAAAGUGACUGAGGUCAGGAACAGACUGGGUCCAUUCCUGGACUCCCUUGUUCAGGACAGAGUCACCAUUGACCUGCCAGGGGCUGUAAGAUAUUUCGCAAGUCCCCCUGGAAGAGAGAACAUUUUAAGUGUUGCUCGUUCUCAGAAGUGUCUCGUACAGCUCCAAGAACAACCCCACACUACCAGACAGAAUUUGGCAAGGCUGAGUGAAGGCGGCAUGACUGUUGCCAGCUACAGCCUUCGUGAUGGGCUGCAGGUUCUGGUGUGUCAGGGUGACAUCACCAGGCAGGAUGCCGAUGCCCUGGUGAAUGCUGCCAAUGAAGAUCUGGACCACAGUGGAGGUGUUGCUGCCGCCCUGAGUAAAGCGGGUGGCCCUCAGGUGCAGAAGGAGAGCAGCACUCUGGUAAAGCAGGCUGGACGAAUUCCUGUAGGUGAUGUGGUAGUAACCACAGGGGGGAAUUUAAACUGCAAGAAACUGCUGCAUGCUGUUGGGCCUGUACGUGGAAAGUUAGAUGGCAAAGAAAAGGUGUUAGUAGAAAAAGCUACCAAGUCUGCUCUGGAUUUAGCAGAAAUGAUGGAGUUCAAGUCCAUAGCCAUUCCCUGUAUCAGCUCAGGUUUGUUCGGUGUUCCUGUCACUGUGUGCACUGAGGCUAUUGUAUCUGCUGUUAAGAAGUUUGGCGCUCAGGGAGGGCGAAGUUUGAGCAGAAUCAUCCUGAUUGAUAACAGAAAAGAGGUGGUGAUGGCCAUGCAGGAAGCAUGUAAUCGACUUCUCCAAGGGAUUACUGUAGGAAGCACUACAGGUGAUUUAGGGUUCCAAAUGGGUGUUGCUAUCCAAGACACUGCAAGAGGAGCCACUGCUGGAGCUCCUGGAGAUGGCGUCCAUGUAGAGAUCAUUAAAGGAGCCAUAGAGACCCAGCAGGCGGAUGGCCUGGUAUCUCCUAUGGCUGGCCAUAAUCCUCUUUCUACCCGUGUUGGAAACGCUUUGUCCAACGUGGUUGGACCUCAACUGAGUGCCAGAUUUCAUCAGGAAGCAGGAGGUGCAACACUGCCCGGUGACACAGUCCUGGUGGACGGCUUGCCUGCACUUCAAUGUAAAGGCGUGUUCUUCCUCAACCUCAUUCCCUGGGACAAUAACCAGCAUGGAACUGCAGUCCAGGUUCUGAGACAGGGCAUCAGAAAGAUGCUGGUUUCCUGUAAGAUCAGAGGCUAUAGUUCAGUUGCUCUCCCUGUGCUUGGGACCGGGUCUGUGUUGUGUUUUCCUCACAGCGUGGUUUCCAAGGUUGUGCUGGAGGAGGUCCGUGUAUUUGAACAGAACCAAUCCAACCCAACAUCUUUCCUGGUCCGUAUUGUCAUCCACCCCAAUGACAAAGAAUCUAGCAAGGCCUUCCAGUCUGCCCAGGAAACUUUGCAUCUCAGAGGAUUCACAAACGAUGCAAACCCAGACCAAGCUUCCUUUUACCGCCACAUUUCGGUGACUGAUGAUGAGGUCACGGCCAUGCUGGGUGGAGUCAAGCUUCAGAUGGUCUGUGGUGACAUCACUCGUGAGAGCACUGAUGCCAUUAUCAACACAACUGACUUCUCCAGCAACCAGUCUGGCGUGUCCAAAGCCAUUCUGACUGCAGCAGGGGCCACUGUCCAAGCAGAUUUUGCACAAGUGGGAAAUCCAGCAGACUACAUGUGCACCACAGGACCCGGGAAGCUUGCCUGUAGGGAAAUCGUUCAUGCUAGCUUUAACUCUGACCCUCAGGUGAUCCGGAAAAAGUGCAAAAAGAUACUGAAGCAGUGUGAGAGCAAAGGCUACCAGUCAGCAGCCUUCCCAGCCAUCAAUACUGGUGUGGGUGCUAUGGACUUUGCCAAAGCUUGCAAUGCCAUGCUGGAUGGCAUGACCUCGGCUAUUACCGACUUGAAACCCAAGUCCCUCUCGCUCAUCCGCAUUGUCAUCCUGCAACAAGCGGUCUUCCAGGCUUUCAGAUCAGAGCUGGAGAACCGCUUUGGACAAACAGCCACUCGUCACCUCAACAUGAGAGAAAAAGCUGAACAAAGGCUCAAGAAGUGGCAAGACAAGUUUUUAAGGCCUUUCACAACUUCAGCACCGGAAGGCAAAGCCAUCAUCUCCGCAAAGCCACCGCCAGCUGUGAUAAGCGUGAUUAGCUGUAGUCCAGACACCAGCAUGACCAUCAAGAGAGAUUUGGAGGGGAUCCUGCAGAAGCAGCUGGUACAGAGAGAGGUAGAUGAGCAUAGUUUUUCCAGGCUUGAUGCCAUGGAGCUGGAGGCAGUGCAGGCAAAAGUCAAAGUCUUAGAAAUUGGCGUGGAGUACAGGAGGCGACAAAGUUCUGAAGGCGUGAACGGCAACAGAGCGGGAAGCACCGCUAGAGAUCAGUUGGAGCCGGCAGGAAAUGCGUACGUGCUACAAGGCCUAAAAGAGGACGUUUUGAGCGUUGUUGAGCUUGUGACCAGAGCGAUCCAAAAAGCACUUCGCGAAGACCUCCAAGAAAAAGAAGAAGCAAUGUUGGCUCUUCGCGUCCAGUGGUCGAUUCAGCAAGUAAAUGGACUCUGGCAUGAUCUGAGCCUGGGUGACAACUACCGGCUGGAGGAGGCUCACAUGAGGAAACAAGUGUCCGCAGAUGUUACGGCACCAGACGGCACGAAGGUGAAAGUAAACCUUAAGGCGGAAGAAGCCACGAAUUGGCAGACGGGCAUCAAGUACAAAGUGAAAAGGAGCGAGGCAGAAACAACCUUAGAGUUGCCAAAAGAGUGGGACCCUAUGCACGAAGACGUCUUUAAAAAGGUCGAGGUGCAGUCAAACUCACCGGAGUACCGUGACGUAGCCCAGGGUUUCCUUAAAACAGCUAAAUACAACAUUGUCAAAAUUGAGCGCGUGCAAAACCUCUACCUGUGGCGCGCCUUUGCCGUGUGUAGGCAGCGUAUACUCGCCAAGAACGGCUCAGCAGGCGUCGGGGAGAAGCAUCUCUACCAUGGCACGACAGCAGAAGCAUGCAACUGCAUUGAAAGGGACAGAUUUGACAGGAACUUCGCGGGAACACAUGCUGCUGUUUAUGGGAAGGGAGUUUAUUUCGCAGUCAGUGCAGAUUAUUCGGCUCGUGGAUAUUCCCAGGCAGACGCGUCAGGCCUAAGGCGAAUGUAUGUCGCUCGUGUCCUGACCGGCCGUUACACCGUCGGUAGCUCUUCCAUGAAGGCCCCACCGCCUCGAGGCUCGGACCCCACCGACUGCUUUGACAGUGUGGUGGACAACCAGCAGACGCCCUCCAUGUUUGUGAUCUUCCACGAUGACCAAGCCUACCCAGAAUACCUCAUCACCUUCAAGUGAGGAAACGUGACAAAACUCAUCACUUGUUAAAUCCCAGUGAUACCUUAAAAUGUGCCAAGAAUUUCUUCCUCCAGUAAAUAUUGUAUAUAUCAUAUUUUAAUUUUGAGCAGUGUUAAUUUCUCAGAGGUAUAGAAACACUUUACAGUAUCAUGAAAGCAACCAACGUGGUGACAAAGAGGCAAUAUUUUGAACAAAGAAUGUAAUGAAUUCUAACAUUCACCCCUGUAUUGAUCAGCCUUGUUUUGAAGGACAAAGCUGCACCAUAGAAACACUCCUUGAAAUGACUUUGGUUUUUGGAAUCUGUUUUGGCAAAGGCUGUUCUUUAAGGGUUACUUUCAUAUAUUUUAUCUUGUCGAUUAAUAGAGUCCUUAACCUGGAACUGUUUGUUUUGUUGUUUGAUGACGAGCAUAAAGGCCAUGAUACAGCAAGAUAUUUUUUCCAGAUAUAAGUUUAGAUAUUUAGCAUUAGUGCAACAUGUUGACUUGGUCUGAAAAUCUUUGAUAUGUACGGUUUUAUGCAUGUAAGGGACACAUGCAUUUUAACAAUGUAUUUCAAAGUAAAAUAAGCCUCAGUUUCCUCAUUCUCAGCAUGAAACAAAUAGAGGCUGUGCCAAUUGCUUUAUUAAACGUGAUCACACUAAAUUUGAAUGCAAGUACAAUUAUGAUCCCAGAUUUCUGCAGCGUUAUGGCUACUUUAAGUGAGUUUCCCUUGAUAAAUAACAAAUUUCUUUGGUGUUAAAAUGAAGACUACAUUAACACAUUAACAGUGUGAUCCAAAGUGAAGGUGCCAACAAUUUGCAUCAUAUUCAUGACUAAAAAGAAUGCACAAGCGUCAAUGUCACAUGACAGCUGAUACACCUUUAUUGAUAACUGUAGAGGGAACAAUGGAAAUAAAAGAGCUGUAAUAAAAUGAUGAUUUGUGAAUGAGGUUAUGAUUUAUUUGUGGGGUAUGUUUUGGUUUCAUGAAAGUGACUGUAAUCAUGACAAAUGCAUCGUCACUGAGGAGCACAGAUUUCAACAUGACAUAUGUACAUUUGUAAAAAACAAAAAACAAUACUGAAAUCUUUACAAGUUU
Chelmon rostratus (copperband butterflyfish) is the source of this 6005-nucleotide messenger RNA. RefSeq names its product protein mono-ADP-ribosyltransferase PARP14-like. The record is from RefSeq and is a predicted model, not a curated record. The transcript has 15 exons. Gene Ontology annotation, biological process: negative regulation of gene expression. Gene Ontology annotation, cellular component: cytoplasm; nucleus. Gene Ontology annotation, molecular function: transcription corepressor activity; NAD+ poly-ADP-ribosyltransferase activity. Lineage: Eukaryota; Metazoa; Chordata; Actinopteri; Chaetodontiformes; Chaetodontidae. The coding region runs from base 87 to 4931 and encodes 1614 amino acids.